AUGAAUAAAUAGAGACUUUAGAAAAUAUUGCCAAUGCAAUAGAUUUAGGCGAAACUUAAAUAGCUUAAACAAAGUAUCCGAGCUAGUGAAAUCAAGUCUUUGAGAUCAUCAUGUUUAUUCACUGACUAGAAUCAAAAUAAAAGUGUAGAUGGAAGGACCAUGUAUAUAAAGCCUUAAUUCAAGAAAAAGAUGAAAACAACUAAAAUCGACUCAAUCGAUGAAAGUUAAAUCAAGUUCAAUUGUUACCUAAUCCAAAACUACAGUAUCUCCUAAAAAGACGAUACAAGAUAUCUUAAGAAGUUACAUUAAAAGUAAAUCCCAAAAAGUAGAACAAUUUCUAAAUCAAAAUCACCUUAAAAGUUAGAAAAAAUUUCAAGUCCUUAAUAAAGAUAGAUUAGAUGUUAAAGUAAAAAGAAACAAAAAUAAAAAUAUAUAACUGUAGUUAGUUCUCAAAAGAAGAAAUCUAAAAGCAAAAAACUUAGGUGCAGUAUUAUCAACCAUAAAUAAGUAAGAUAAGUUCAAUUAGAUUAAAUACCUUUUCAGUAAGAAUCCUCAGAAAAUGUUAUUAAAUUCUAUAAUUGAAGAAUUCUAAUUAAUGAAUGAAUAACAAAUGAUUGAAUUAUAAUAGUUUCUAAAAAACAUUAAAUAAGAAAAGAAAGAUGAAGCUUUAUAAACAAGCAUACAUGAAAAAUUUGAUUUUCAGAAGAAGUAUCAAUAAUUUGCUUUUUAAGAAAAUCUUCCGUUAGAUAUCAUAAAUAAAAUAUGUCAUCAAAGAGAGGAAGGUAUCAAAUUUCGUGUUAAUAUGUAAAUGGAUGCAUUUAAUAAUUUACUAUAAUAAUAGAAAAUAUCUCCUAGGUCUUUCAAAAAUAAUAAGCAACUUCUUUAAUAAUGGGAAAUCCAAUAGACUGAGAAAUUGUACAAGUAUCAAGAAAAACUCAAGAAGAUCUAAAAUGUUACAAAUAAGAUAUAAUAAAAACUCAAAAAGAUUUAUAGUGCAUACAAGAAUUAUAAGAAAAUAAAUCUAUUAUAGUUUAAUAGUUAUGUAUUAAAAUAGAUAUUAUUUAGAGUAAAUUUCAUUCGAAUCUAGUUAUUUAGAUUACUCUGAUCUAUAAUUAAGCACUCCAAAAUAAUAGUAAAACAGCAAUUUCAAAAGAAAAGACAUUGUAAUCGAUGUUGAAUUUUAACCAUAACAAUCUAUAGUUUAAAUUUAAACUAACGUUGGAAUUAUCAGUUUAUUCGUCG
This is a messenger RNA of Paramecium sonneborni, 1242 nucleotides long. The record is from the annotation of a GenBank genome assembly. Lineage: Eukaryota; Ciliophora; Oligohymenophorea; Peniculida; Parameciidae.